GCAGCGCUCUGGUCGCCCACCAUUCAUCCUUCUUAAGAGUAGUGCGAGUCUCACAGCCUGCACCUACAAUUCUCCAUUCUUUCCCUCCAUCUACUCUUACCUCCCUGAUUCCUAAUACUCACUGACAUGCUUUCCACGAUAUCACUCACCCUCACCGUCCUCCUUUCCAUCUCUUCAGACGCUUUCGCUGCCCCACGCUCCUCUUUUGCUCUUCCGGGCCAGUCAAUACCGCUCGUCAGACGAUCUCAGCAUCAGAAAAAUGCCACAGAAUGGGGCAUCUGGGCCAAGAACGAGAGGGAGAACUUGAUGGCAAAGUACGGCGCCGCCCCACAGAAGAGGAGCUCAGGGACGAACUUGAUCACCAACCAGAACGCAGAUUCAAGUUUCUUUGGGUCCGUGGCUAUUGGUACCCCCGCUGUUGCAUUCGACGUAAUCUUGGAUACCGGCUCAUCUGAUCUUUGGGUGGCCGACAAUAGCUGCCAAACAGGGUGUAAUCGUGUUGCAACAUACGACGUCACAACCUCAUCUACGUUCAAGAACCUCUCUCAGCCAUUCAGCAUCCAAUAUGGUAGCGGUGAAGCAGCUGGAUCUCUUGGACAAGAUGUCGUGCAGAUCGCAGGAUUUUCGGUGGCUAACCAAACAUUCGGUGCUGUUAAUGCUGUCUCCUCGGGUUUACUCAACACCCCUGUGUCUGGUUUGAUCGGUCUCGCGUGGCAAAGUAUCGCUUCGUCUGGUGCUACUCCUCUCUGGGAGACUCUCGCCAACUCUGGAAAAUGGGACCAACCUUUGAUGGCGUUUCAGCUUACACGAUUCAUCAAUGCCACUAGCCCUCAAGCACUUGAACCCGGAGGAACAUUCACGAUGGGGUCUGUCAACCAAAGCUUGUACACUGGUACCAUCGACUAUCAGAAUAUCCCCGAUACCCCUUCAUACUGGAUCUUACCGAUGACCUCUAUGACCGUUCAGGGCAACUCUGUCAGCAUUCCUACCGGUUCAGCAUCGUACUCUGCUAUUGACACCGGCACUACACUCGUCGGUGGCCCAUCAAGUGCCAUUCAGAGCAUCUUCGCACAAAUCCCAGGGUCUGCACCGGGAACUGGCAGCUGGCAAGGUUACUACACCUAUCCUUGCAGCACCCAAGUCAAUGUUGCUAUCUCAUUUGGAGGCCCAAGCUGGUCUGUCAGCCCAGCCGACUUCCAGCUUACACAGUUAUCUCAAACGCAAUGUGUUGGUGCGUUCUUUGAGCUUUCCACAGGCGGUAACGCUCCUUCGUGGAUCGUAGGCGAUACAUUCCUUAAAAAUGUCUACUCUGUUUUCCGCUACAACCCUCCUUCAGUGGGUUUCGCGGCCCUCUCCCCGACUGCGCUUGCCAUGAACGGUGUGAACGCUGCACCUCCAACUGCCACGAUUGGCUCUGCCGCCGCCACAGUAACUGCAACAGGUGCGAGUGUCAAUGGUAACGGUGCCUCUGGGUUGCACUCGUUCAACAUGCCUACUGUUGUUCUCUCUGUUGUUCUCGGUUCAUUCUUGGCUAUGGUAUAAUUAGUUUUCGUGUUCCCUAUAGUAGGGUCAGGUUUCGGUUUGGUUCUUUAUGUGGUAGACACGCACUGAUACGGAGCGGACUCGUUGGAGUAGUGACAUUUUGUAUUAACUAUGAGGAUAUUUUUGGCGGCAUAACAGUCGGACACUUGCACGACGGGCGGGGGAGUUCACACAGAUUUAAUUCAUUAUUAUCAGUACAAUCUGGGACCUUCUUAUGAUAAAAAUACAAAAUGAUCCUUUCAAGUUCUAUUUGAAU
Serpula lacrymans var. lacrymans S7.9 is the source of this 1798-nucleotide messenger RNA. RefSeq lists its product as uncharacterized. The record is from RefSeq and is a predicted model, not a curated record. Gene Ontology annotation, molecular function: aspartic-type endopeptidase activity. Bases 127 to 1542 code for a protein of 471 amino acids. Lineage: Eukaryota; Fungi; Basidiomycota; Agaricomycetes; Boletales; Serpulaceae. Gene Ontology annotation, biological process: proteolysis. The transcript is spliced from 10 exons.